Messenger RNA from Microthlaspi erraticum, 1164 nucleotides. NCBI's taxonomy places the organism in Eukaryota, Viridiplantae, Streptophyta, Magnoliopsida, Brassicales, Brassicaceae. The record is from the annotation of a GenBank genome assembly.
AUGGAUUCCUUCACAGAGGAUAUAUGGGUAAUGAUACUUGCGCGAUUACCACAAAAGAGCAUCAUUACUUCCAAAUUGGUCUGCAAACAAUGGAAAUCAAUAGCGGAAUCUCCGUAUCUCAGGAAGCUCUUCCUCUCUCACCAUCAAAACUCGCAUCCUUCGUGGUCGCUCAUGUGUAAAGAUGAUUCGACAGAAGCCCUCGCUUACUACGGCUGCGUGAUCACGGGUCCUUCACGACCUCUUGGCUGUUACAUCAACUCUUUCGUAAAAGAAAAAUUUAAUUUCCGACAAGCAAGAGUCGUGGCUUACACUGAUGUCGGAUUGGUUCUGAUCCGUGUACUAGUGUCUUCUGACCUCGGGAACAUACUCUUCUAUGUAGCUAAUCCGGUUACACGAGAAUGCGUGGAAACCGAUCCUCCAUGGUUCGAACCCAAAAAAGGUUUCUUCAUCUUAGGAAUCGCCACGCGAACUGAGAACGGCCUCGUUCUAGGUUACAAAGUUGUUCUGCAUCAUGAUGAUCCAUCCCCCUGGGGUAAUGGGUAUGAUGAGAGCUUGAGCUUGAUUAUAUAUUCAUCAGAGACUGGCUCGUGGAGGUUCGAGAGUGUUGACUCUCCUUACUACCGUCACGAGUUUGGCAACUCGAUCAGCGUGAACGGGAAUCUUCACUGGCUCGCACAAAGUCAUGAUGAAGAAGUUGUUGUAUCCAUCGAUUUCUACGGUUCUGGUCGUCACCAAUUCCGUGUCACACCUUUCCCUGAUUUAGAAACAUCUCCAAGAUACAAGAGAUCUUGCACAACUUCUCAAGGAUAUCUCAUGUAUAUGAACGUUGGCAAAGAUGAUGGUAGGUUAAGGGUAUGGAGGUUAAAGAGUGCAGGAUGGCAACUAGCAUCUGAAAUCGCCUUGAAGAAGUAUGUUUUUCCCAUAGCAAUAAACCCUUUUGAUGCUGAAACGGUUUACUUUUGGAAACAUUCGAGCCCUCGUUUGUUGUCACUCAACUUACGCACUGGGAAGAAGAUUGUCCUCCACGGCAACUUCGAACGUUGCAGCGAUGGUCGCAUUAUCAAGUGUCAGAGUGAUAAAAAGUACACCGCACGAUCAAACUUUUCAUCGUUUGUUCUCCCAAAAUGGCUGCACCCGAUCCCAAGAGGAGAGCAAGGCGUGUAG